Molecule: messenger RNA, 1750 nt
Organism: Wyeomyia smithii (pitcher-plant mosquito)
Lineage: Eukaryota; Metazoa; Arthropoda; Insecta; Diptera; Culicidae
Product: probable cytochrome P450 28a5
Exons: 4
Coding region: 199-1692 (497 amino acids)
Molecular function (GO): heme binding; iron ion binding; monooxygenase activity
Source: RefSeq, a predicted model, not a curated record
AACCAUUAGGUCAUUUGACAUGGAGACGCCCAGAACGUAAGAUCAACAGCUCAUAACCGGUGUGUAAAAAAUAUAACAGGCUGAUGGCAUCGGCCGGCAGUAUAUAAACAAGCGCGGCGCACAGCUCUAGUGUAGAUUCUUUGAAAACAAGUGACCCGAUUAAGUUGCCGCUCAGUCGACUCACGGUCAAGGUUCAGAAUGUUGCUUACAGUUAGUCUAGUCUUGGGUGCCCUCGGGACGCUUUACGUUUACUUAGUGUGGAAAUUCAAUUACUGGAAGGACCGAAAUGUUCCUGGACCCGACCCUAAGCCAUUGUUGGGAAGUUUCCCAUCGGUUUUACUUCGUAAUAGACCUUUUCAGGAUGAGAUGGAUGAAGUUUACAGACGAUACAAAAGUGCAUACAACUUUAUCGGAGUGUUUGCAAUCCGUUCGCCUCGGAUAUUUGUUCUCUCAUCAGCUUUGGCGAAAAAUAUUCUAACCAAAGAUUUCAAACAUUUUCACGACAAUGAGUUUAGUGAAAGCGUAAAUAAAGAAGCUGACCCGAUCUUGGGCCGAAAUCCAUUCAUCUUAGAUGGCGCUGAGUGGAAAGAAAAACGCGCUGAGAUAACACCGGCGUUCACCACAUCCAGGAUUAAAGCGUUAUUUUCCAUCGUCGAAGAUGUAGGAUCUCGAAUGACGACUUACAUUAAAACACACACGGGCUCUCCUCUAGAGGCCAGAGAACUGUCGGCAAAAUUUACAACCGAUGUCGUUUCCAGCUGCAUAUUUGCUGCCGAUGCCCAAUCAUUCACCAGUGAAAAGCCAAAAAUCCGAGAAAUGGGUAGCAAGCUGAUGGAUUUUUCAUUUUUCUCGUUCGCUUGUCUGGUUUUCAUGGAAAUGUUUCCGACUAUUGCGAGAAAACUGAAAAUUGGUUUCAUAUCUAAAUCGGUGCAAGAUUUUUUCUUAAAUUUGAUGUCGGAGGCGAUUACCAUUCGUGAAGCUAGUACAAUCAAAAGGCUUGACUACCUCGACUAUCUGAUAAGCUUACGGAAGAAAAAAGUGAUAUCAGACCUGGACAUGGCGGCACACGGUGUGACAUUUUUUAUCGAUGGUUUCGAAACAUCCAGCGUUACAAUGGGUUUUGCGCUGUAUGAACUGGCGAAGAACCCUGAAGUUCAAACACGACUUCGAGAGGAACUGACACAAGCAGCAACGGACAAUGGUCUUAUCGCGUUUGACGUGUUGACAGAAUUACCAUAUCUGGAUCAGGUGCUCAACGAAGUUCUUCGUCUUUGGCCCCCAGUUUCAUUUAUAUCUAAACGAUGUGUUGAACCAAUCGAAUUGAAUUUAACGUCUAACCAAACUGUACGCAUAGAGGAGAACGUUUGUGCUUACAUCUCGCUAUGGUCAUUGCAUCGGGAUUCGGAUAACUUCGAUGAUCCUCUUACCUUCAAUCCGGAUCGCUUCGAUCCCGCCACAGGCGGCACUGCUCCGUACCGUGAGAAGGGGUGUUUCAUUCCUUUUGGUGACGGUCCCCGGCAGUGUCUUGGAAUGCGAUUCGCACGAGUGCAAGUCAAACGGGGACUGUACGAAAUUAUAAGAAAUUUUGAAGUUACUGUUGACCCGAAGACCAAGCAGCCGCUACAAAUUGAUCCGAAACAGUUACUAACCGUGGCUGCUGGCGGGCUUUGGUUAAACUUUAAACCGAUUUGAGUUGUAAAUAUUACCGUAAUCUUUCUGAAAUAUAUGAACUCGAAUCAACUACAAACAC